This is a messenger RNA of Owenia fusiformis, 333 nucleotides long. The record is from the annotation of a GenBank genome assembly. Lineage: Eukaryota; Metazoa; Annelida; Polychaeta; Sabellida; Oweniidae.
GACUUAGACGAGGAGUACAGAGAUCAAACCCUGCGUGGAAGGCAGAAAUAUCUCCUGAAUGAGGUCAAAUGUUUGGAGACAACAUUGGCAAAACGUCGUGCAGAAUUAAGACAAUCUGACAGACUUUUAGCAGAGUGUCAAAGUGACUUGGCAGCUGCUAGGAAUGAGGCAAUGGUUACAGUACAGAAAUAUGACACUGCGAAGGCUGAGCUUGGGACCACAAUGCAAGAAGUUACUGAAAUAGACAGAAGAGCAGACGUUGCUGGUAAAGAACUGAUUGAGCUAACAGAGAAGGUGAAGAGUCUACAAGAAGAGGUGGAAUUCCUUGAGACA